AACUCUGAAGCCUCCCUUUUUAUUUUAUUUUCUUGCUGCAGCCUUUCCUUUCUAUCCACCCAUCCUCUUGUGCGCUGCGUUGCGUCUCUCUACUCCCUGGCACAAGACCGCCGCCGCUGCGUUCGUCGACCGUGCUAGCGGGCCACAAAACCAACGUCAUAACCUUUCCGGCGCCGGGUGCUCGCGUGAGACACGCAUUUACCACACGCGCCAGCUGAAACUCGACGCCAACCGCGCCUCGGGACAGAAACAGCCAGAGUCACGGCCUGAGUCCGUCCGCACGCAACGAGGAAGGGGCUCGGUUGUGUAGCAACGGCCAAGCAAGGUAGCCUGCCUGCCUGCCUCUGCCCGCCAGCCUGCGCCCACGCACGCACGCUCACGCCCACCACGAGGGAUUGAUUGCUGCCGUCGCUGUCAGCCGGAUCCCUCGCCCCCCUCCUUCUCUCUCCCUGGCCCAGGGAUCAUCCUCCUCGGCCUUGUGAGUAAAGCCACAGUAAGUGAGUGCGCACGCAUGUCGUAAGACACUUGGCUUGAUUGUCGUCUGUUGUUCAUGUCACCCUGGUCCCGUCUUCCUUCAUGCUGCUGCUGCUGCUGCUGCUGCAAGUUCUGCAGUGCACGGCAAGGCAAGGCAAGAAGUGCUUGUUGACCGCCUGCCCUGCCUUGAUUUUCGACGGCCCAACCCAACCAACUUCUCUAGACGAUUCGGCGCCGUUUUGUCGUUUUGGGCGUCCGUGCCACGACGCAUCCGCCAAGUUAGUUGCGGCCCUGGCCUUGGUUUUCUGUCCCAUCCUCCGCUCCCGUCUCUGGAUGCGGACUCGGCCGUGACCAGGGCGGCCCUCGCUCAACAAUCCCUCGUCUCGUCGAAUUGGCAUUGAUCCCUGCCUGCCGUGCCCUCGUCAUUGUGUUAUUUCCUGCUGCACCUACAAAGUGCCUGCCUGCCUGCCUGCCUGCCUAUACGAGCCUCUUGUCAUCCCGAUUCGCCGCGUUGCCCUCGCGUGUGCGUUGCUUUUGCCUGUUCAACUGCACUGCACUGCCCUGCACGCUGGUUGCUCACAGCGACGACGGCGAACGAAUUUCUUUUUGAUUCCGCAGCGAGCUGCUGCGCGACCGCUACUUGUUUUCUACUGCUGUUGUUGCCGCCACCGCCUCCGCGUCGUGCUCGCGCGUUGGGACUGACUGCCGGCUCCGGGUACGUGCCUGGCGGAACGGCAAUCCAUUCAACCGUCCUGCAUCGCUGGUCCUUCAUGCGAUCGUGACGCUUGGACAUGCGUCAGUUGCGCGCAGCAGCAGCACCACCCCUGCUUCACCCGCCUCACCCGCCUCACCCUGCCCUGGCGACGAUAGGUCACAAAGCAACUGUCGUUCGGCGGCUUGAGCCUCUGCUCGUUGUCACUUCCCUUUCACACUCGCCCUCGCGAGGCUCUUCUGGCCCUUGUCUCCGUCUGCCCAACACCACCGUCCAUGUCCAGCACCACAGUCGUCGUCCUUGACCCUCUCAUUCACUGCUGGUCACGAACAAAGCAUACAUACCUAGCAUUGGAGAGCAAGCCAGUUGACCGCGCACAAUGCCAGCGUCGAGCCGACAAGACCGCCUGCAAAACGGCUCGUGGGCCAUCACCAACACAGGCAACAUCUUCUACCGCACCGAUAACAGGCAGGCUCGGCACGCCUUGUCCUCAUCACCACCUGCGCGCUUCCCAGCGCCAUUGAUCGGCCCCCGACGCUCGCGGCCGCACGCAAUCCACAUCGUCACCUACCCGCCGGGCUACGUGCCGCGAGAACUGCGCCCCCGGCCCAAGAAGAGCAAGACGCAGUCGCUCAAUCACCGAGCUGCCAAGCUGCGUCGAAGCAUCAUCGCCGCGGCCACUGCCACCACCACCACCACCACCACCACCACAGCGACGAGCCCGCCCGCCGUGACAGGCGCCGCCGCUAACGGUAGCAGCAACGCUAGCGCCGCGACGCCCGCUGCAACAGCAACUGCCGCCAGAGACCAGUCGUCACCUCACGUCGCCCCGGCGCCGCCGCGACGCCCCAGUCUGGGCAAGCUGCUCUCGAGCUUUUCAUUGAAGCGUACCACGACUGGCCCCAUCGUCACUCGUCCGCUCUCCACGCCGCUCGAGACGCCGCGGAUUCGAUCCGUCGCCGGCCUCGCCCCUGCAACAGAAGCAGAACCACCACCGACGACGACGACGACGACGACAACUACUACCCCUACUGCGGUUCCUGCGACGGCGACUCCAACUUCGACUCCGACGCCAACUGCAGCAAGGAUCGCGCCCCCCGCGUAUGACGUCCGUCCAGAUCCGGCGACGGGCUUCAGCAACCACCAAUCGCACCACGCCCAGACGCGAAUAAUCCCCCAAAGCCACCACCAGCCCCAUCAGCCCAGCGUCGACUCCACCUCGUCCACAUCGACCGCCGCCUCCCGCACGGCCACGACAUCCAUCCCCGCUGACGCAACCAUGGCCGCCGCAACGGCCAGAGGCGGUCCCGUCCGUCCCUCGCCCUACCAGCUCGCCAGCAAUCGCAACAGCAUCAUGUCGGUGCGCUCCGCCAAGUCGGCCGUCUCGUCGCUCGUCACCGAGGUCCCCAAGCCGGUGGCCUCGGGCAGCGGCGUCUCAUGCUCCAUCCUGCUCGCCGAGCCCAACAUCUUCCUCUCCGGCUUCGACCACCACGACAGCCACGCUCAGCGGGAGAUGCAGACGGGCACCGCCCUGCUCCGCGGCAAACUACAGAUUAACGUGACAAAAAAUGUCAAGAUCAAGGCCGUCCAGCUCAAGCUCAUCGGGCGCGCUCGCACCGAGUGGCCCGAGGGCAUCCCCCCGCUGAAGCAGGAAAUUUUUGAGGAGGAGAGCCUGCGGACCCAGGUUCUCACCUUUUUCAACGCCAUGAAUGGCGGCUGGGAGACCGAGUACGGCAACCAGUGCACCUAUCAGCUCAAGUCGGGGUCUGCCAAUUCGAGCACCGUCAACCUCGCCGCCCCGUCGAGACCCGUCAGCCUCAUGCCGUCUUCCUCGUCGCAACGCAGCGGGCUCACUGCCAAGGAGCUUAAGAGGCUCUCUCUCCAGAGCGUCCAGUCGCGCAGCUUCGGCAAGGGCGACAAUGGCGUCGCGUCCCCGACCCAGGCCAAAGGCUUCAAGGUCUUCUAUCCUGGGACCUACGACUACUCCUUCGAGCUGCCCAUCGACCACCACCAAUUGGAGACGACGAAAUUGCAAUAUGGCUCGGUGAGGUGGGAGCUGCACGCUACGGUCGACCGUGCCGGCGCUUUCAAGCCCAACCUCCACGGAAUGAAGGAGGUAUCAAUAGUGCGAUUGCCCGACUCCAUGUCCUUGGAGACGACCGAGCCCAUUUCCAUCAGCAGGCAAUGGGAGGACCAGCUGCACUACGACAUCAUCAUUUCUGGCAAGAGCUUUCCCAUUGGCUCCAAGAUACCCAUCGCCUUUAAGCUCACGCCGCUCGCCAAGGUGCAAGUUCACAAGAUCAAGGUCUUUGCGACGGAAUCCAUCGAAUACUGGACCAACGACCGGCGCGUUACGAGGAAAGACCCGGGUCGCAAGAUCUUGCUGCUGGAAAAGGUUGCCGGCAAACCCUUGGAUUCGUCGUGGGCCUCGUCGAACGUGACCACAAUCCGCGGCGGCGAACCCAGCGCGGCUGAGCGUCGCGAGGCGCGGGAGAUGGCACAACGGAGGCGGGCCUCGGAAGCGGCUCGAGCGCACAGGCACCCUCAACCACUGCCCGAACCGACUGCAAACCUUCUAGGCGACCUCGACCUGGGCCUCGAGAGCAUGUGGGGUUCGACCGAGAUCGAAGCCAACGUUCAGAUACCAACGUGCGAAAUGAUGGCCAAGAAUAAGGACUUGCGGUUGCAUCCGGAUUGCAGCUGGAAGAAUGUUAAUGUGUAUCACUGGAUCAAGAUCGUCAUGCGAAUCAGUCGAUUGGACCCCGAGGACCCCUCGGGCACCAAACGACGGCACUUUGAAAUCAGCAUCGAUUCUCCGUUUACUGUGCUCAACUGCCGCGCGACGCAGGCAAACACGAACCUGCCGGCAUACGCGGGUCCGACCAGCCACCCCUCACCGUUCCAGUCGGCGUGUGGCUGCCCGGACGCUCCGUCGAUUGCUACGGACAUUUCACCCAGCUCGUCGACGGGCACGCUCUCUGCAGGCCCUGAUUCAGCAGACGUGCUGCCUGCACCCCCGCAGGCGGCGCAUCUGUCCGGCUCGGGCCCCGCCGAUUCGAGCCCAACGCGGGCGUCGGCGCCUGGGGGCGGCAUACAGUCGGAGCCUCGUCCGAUCCACCUCAUGCGGCAUCCGAGCUUCAACCCACCAGCCUUUGAGGACGACGUCGCGCCGCCGGCCAUUGUGGUGGAGGCGCCCGCCGCUACUCCGCCACCGCAGUACGACGUGGUGGUGGGAACGCCCAGCGUAGAUGGGCUAGCGGAUUAUUUCUCGCGGCUGGCUGACUAUGGGUACCACGAUGACGACGAUGACUCAGGCUCCGACUCGGACGAGUCGCCGGCGAGGAUACUAGAGCGUUCGGGACGCGUCAACGUGUCGCAUCCUCGGACGCCAGGCGGGCGCAUGCCCAGCAGAAGCAUGGAAAUUCGGCGCCCGACGGUCGAGCUCAAUCUCAGCGAUUUACCAGGAGCACGGAAUCAGGCAGGAGUCCGUAACGCAGCGGUGUAGAGCACCGCUGCUGCCGGCUACGAGAAGAUGUCCCAACAGCGACGCCCUGGUGGGGCCGUUGCUGCUGGGGGGCCAUGAGGCGAGAGAUGUGAUGUGCACAUGAAGCAUAAGGCACGCGAGGCGUUUUUGCAUUUGCAUACUAUUGUAUAUGCGUGGAGUACAAGUGUUGGAAAAUGGUGGCGUUGAGGCUUCGGGUUGGGGGGAUAGGGCACUCUGUCCUGUGGGAGGACGGAAACGAAGAGGCGGGUGGGAGCAUGGAGCAUUGGGGCCAGUGUAGCCAUGUGCGCCGUGGUCGGUACAAACUGUAAAUCACAUGAUGAAGAUUCGUGGCCUUCAGUCAGCUUUGGUUGCAAUUCUCUCAAUGUGUUUGUGGGACGCCUUGAAAGACUAGAGUUGCGGUUGGGAGAGUCCCGAAGCGGUUUCGAAUUGCGCGUGCGUUCUAUCUAUCCGUCCGUCCACCAAUCCAUCCAUCUAUCCUCAAAUGGGGGCAAAAAAGGCGAGGCGAGGGGGAAAGGCAUCAGUAAAUAAGAAGUUGUUGGAGUGGAGAGCGGCGAGGAGAUGGAUGCCUUGCAUUGCGGCGGCGGCGCCGUGAUCCGGCUGGCCCAGAGAAGGGGCUGGUUAAGGUAGGUACACAGGAGCAAGCGACGUCCAUGCAUGACACGCUCUCUCUCUUUGGGUAC
Messenger RNA from Purpureocillium takamizusanense, 5371 nucleotides. RefSeq lists its product as uncharacterized. The record is from RefSeq and is a predicted model, not a curated record. Gene Ontology annotation, biological process: ubiquitin-dependent endocytosis. Gene Ontology annotation, cellular component: cytoplasm; cytosol. Gene Ontology annotation, molecular function: ubiquitin protein ligase binding; protein-macromolecule adaptor activity. Lineage: Eukaryota; Fungi; Ascomycota; Sordariomycetes; Hypocreales; Ophiocordycipitaceae. Bases 1566 to 4691 code for a protein of 1041 amino acids. The transcript is spliced from 2 exons.